Octopus sinensis (East Asian common octopus) is the source of this 2613-nucleotide messenger RNA. RefSeq names its product actin-like. The record is from RefSeq and is a predicted model, not a curated record. The coding region runs from base 622 to 1698 and encodes 358 amino acids. NCBI's taxonomy places the organism in Eukaryota, Metazoa, Mollusca, Cephalopoda, Octopoda, Octopodidae. The transcript is spliced from 2 exons.
UUCAUCCAACCAAAAUAGUUUAACUUUCUUCCUCAAACAUUUUUAAUUUCAUUAAACACCAACAGUCAAAUCCAACACAAUUCCACGUUCCAUAAACAACAAUAUUAAGAAAACAGACAUUUAUAUUUCUAUAUUUUAGCCAAGAUUCAUGCUAUGUAUGUUCCUCUUGAAGUCACAAUGUUUUAGGAAAAGAUAGGACCAGGAAGAGAAUUCCGGAGAAUCAAAACUCUUACAAGGAAGAAUUGUUUGCUUUAAAACUUUUAUACAAUAUCACAUGAACAAAUGUAUGGUUCACCACAUUUCUGAAAUAACAUUGAAUAUAAUUAAUUAAAUGUAUGCACGCAGUUUCUUUAUAGAAAUCUUCCUGGUUUUGUAAUGAAGAAAAGAUAUUGGUCAGAAAAUAGAACAUGAAAUCCAAUACAAACUAAUACUUGUCUUUUCUACAUUUUACCAUUAGUGUGAAAUUUCAUUCAAUUGAUACAGUUUAGCUUUCUUCCUUGUACAUUUUUAUUUUCAUUAAACAACCAGCAGUUAAAUCGAACACAAGUUCACGUUCCAUCAACAACAAUAUCAACAAAACAUUUACAUUUUUAUAGUUUAGCCAGGAACCUUUUAUCUAACAUGGCUGAUGUAGUUCAUCCUGUCAUCAUUGAUAAUGGAUCACAUACAUGUAAAGCUGGCUUUGGAGGUGAUCCUGAACCAAGAAUUGUCAUUCCUUCAGAAGUUGGUUAUCCUAAUGUGCCGGAUGAAAUGAUUGGAAAUGAACUCAAAGAUUACUACAACAAAAAGGACUUUGAUUACAAGUUUGUUCUUGAUUUGAAGCAUUCUAUUGAACGUGGUGUUAUUACCAACUGGGAUGAGAUGGAGAAGAUUUGGCAGUAUAUAUUCCACAAGUUGGAAGUUGCACCUGAGGAAAACUCUAUCUUGUUGACUGAGGCUGUUCAUAAUUCUAAGGUCAACAGAGAAAAGAUGGCCGAAAUUAUGUUUGAAAAGUUUAAUGCUCACACAUUACGUAUUACUAAUCAGGCUUUACUGUCCAUUUUUGCUUCUGGUCAUAGCACAGGUAUGUCUGUGGAUGUAGGUCAUGGCAUCACCCAAAUUGUCCCUGUCUAUGACGGGUCAAUUAAACGAGAUGCUGCUGUCCAGUGGGAUUUUGGUGGUGUGGACAUGACAGAUUACCUUACGAGUAUGUUGACUUUACCUGGCAAUUCCUUUGACAGUCAUUCUCAGACGGAAACUGUCCGUAACAUCAAAGAGAAGUGCUGUUAUGUUGCUCUAGACUUUGAACAGGAAAUGCAGACUGCAGCCUCUGAGAAAUAUAGAUUACCUGACAAGCAAGCCAUUACCAUUGGCAAUGAACGAUUCCGAACGCCAGAAGUUAUGUUCCAGCCAAGUUUAAUUGGUAAGGAAUCUGAUGGCAUUCAUAAACUGAUUUAUAACUCAAUCAUAAAAUGUGAUAGGGAUAUUAGGAAAGGCAUGUUUGCCAACAUUGUAUUGUCUGGUGGUUCGACAACAUUCAAAGGUUUUGAAGAGCGUAUGAAGAAGGAAAUCAGUUCUAUCACAGCAGAUUCCACAAGGAUUGAGGUCGUUCAUCCAAGAGGAUGGUGGCCUGGAGAUGCAGAAUUGACUUCUCUGCUUACCUCUAAUGACUUAUCAAUUAGCAAAGAAGAAUAUUAUGAACAAGGCACUCAAAAGUGACCUGACAGGACAUAUAUACAUACAUACAUACAUACAUACAUACAUACAUACAUACAUACAUACAUACAUACAUACAUACAUACAUACUUACAUAUAUGGCAAGUGUCAUAGGCCAGUUAACUGUUUAACAUUCAGACCGUCCUUGACAAUCACCAGGGGAUAUUAAGGAACACCUACUAGCCCUUUCAAUAUCAACCCACUUGAGACAACCACCUGCUUCUAUGUUAAAAUCUUUCUAUUUUAAAGUGAGUUCCAUUAAAAAGUUCCAUGUUAAUAUAUGUUCAAAACACCAGCAUCAUAACGACAAAGUUAUUUUACUAAAUUCUUAUUUUGAAACUUAAUUUUAACAAAACCAUUUUAUUUUACUAAAUAAAAUUUAUUAAAUUCUUCCCUAUUUUCUUAAUUAACAGAAAGAAAGUUGAGGUAUUUCAAUAGAAGUAUGAUAACAAAACUGCUAAUAAUGACAGAGUUAUUUUACAAAAUUCUUCGUUAUUUUUGUAUGUUAGCAAAUGGUUCACAUAUUCUGUCUGCAAUAUUCCAAUUUGGAAUCUAUUCACAUUAUUAUUGGGUUGGUGCAUAAUUAUUGCGGCUUUUUUCAACAAAAGCAAUAACAUGUAAUAAAAACAUUUUUAAAUAAUUAUCCUGGAGCAUAGUCACCAUCUACUUCAAUUACUGCUUCCCAUUUGCUUGGCAGACGGUCAGACCAUCAUUUAAAGAUGCUUUUGUUAAAUAUUGUUAUUGAUUUUGUUAAAUAAAAUUCGUUGAAAAAAAGCCGCAAUAAUUAUGUACCAACCCGAUAUAAGUUUCUUAUUAAUAGUGUUGUGAUGUUGCCCUAAACUGCCAUGUAACCAUAAAAUUUGGCUAAAAAUUACUUUUUGUGGGAUCUGAACUUUAAUAAAGAAUUUUUUUAAAAAA